AUGAACACUCAGUAUUGUUUCGCACAUAAAUCAAUUCCUUAUAAAGUGGUAUUUGGACAGCUUCCUCACUGUGAUAUCAAUUUAAUUGAUAUAUAUAAAAGUGAAGAAGUAUUGAAUAAUCAGGCUUUAAUAUCUGAAGGUUCCCAAUUAGCAACUAUUUCGAUGAUAAAAAUUUAUGAUGAUUUAUUAUCAUUAUAUUAUUCUGAAACAGGAGAGGGCUCUAAAAACACAUAUUCUUUAGGACUUACUAAAAUUAUCAAUUCAGAUGAUAAUUUUGAAAGUAGAGA
Dentiscutata erythropus is the source of this 287-nucleotide messenger RNA. NCBI's taxonomy places the organism in Eukaryota, Fungi, Glomeromycota, Glomeromycetes, Diversisporales, Gigasporaceae. The record is from the annotation of a GenBank genome assembly.